AUGGAGCCGAGUAACGAUGAGGAAGCGUUCUUUCGGGUUAUUUCGGAGAAUAUGAAAUAUGCUUUUACAAGUCCGAUCGCCACCACAACACAAUUUCCCACGCCCUAUUCCCAAGCGCAUAAUAAUACUAGCUCUCACACUCAAGAGACGGAACGGGCAAGAACACACUCCGAAAGUCAAUCCAUCGUGGAAAACAGUAUGCUAGCAGAGUCUAAUGGUGCUUCCUCAUUGAGCGAUGUUAACGUGCAGCCUUCGUCAGUACUCCAACUUGGAAACGAAUUCAUGUUGACAUCACCAGAGCAAUUUAGAGAGUUUCUCUUCGAGUCGCCAGCAGGAAUUAACCUUCUUCACCGGACACCGGCAAAGACGCCUCUUCGUUUCUUCAACAGUUCCGCAAUAGUUUCUUCUGCCCAAAGCCAGAGCCAUCAGUCUCAGCAAAAUCAAGGCCACUUACCGCAACAAGCAACUAAUGGGCCGCUUCAGAAUCAAAUCACUCCUCUCAGGAAUAUAGAUGUCAACCUAAUGUUCAACUCCAGAAAUAAGCAAACGAACAACACAUCGUCACCUUCCAAACGCUACUUGUCGCUCACACCCUACGGUAAGAGAGUACUUUCUGAUAUAGGAACCCCCUAUGCAAAGCUGCUCGCCUCUUCUAACAGUGCAUUGGUUGAUUUUCAGAGGGCCCGGAAAGAUGUGCAAAAGUCUGUGGGUCCGCAAGGCUCAGACUUACGAUCUCGCGGAAAUAGCAAUACAAAUAAAGGGCUCUCCGGUGACCUAGACGUCGGCUCCGGCCAUCACAAAGCUAGUUUAGUAUCGGGGAGUGAUGAUGAAAUAGAAAGUGGUGCGGACGAUUGCGGGUCUUCUCCCACCACUAUCCAACUUAAUUCGUCUGUGACGAAAUCAACAAGGGAUAAACUGGGGUCUAUUGGCUCAAUCCCAGAAAAUAAUAUUACAAACUCAGACUUAGGACCAUCGAGUGAAGACGAGCAUGAAACUAACAUAGAUGAAAGAUUAUUCGAAAUGGAAAAGCUUCCGCUCUCGCCGACGCCAAAACCUUCAAAACGUAACGACUUAGAUGUAACUCGGAUUAAAAUUCCGGAGCUGCCAAAAAUGGGAUCUUUUAAGAGUGAGCGGUCAAGCUCGGUUCCAAAUACUGCGAAAAAAACAACUAGAAAGCAACCCAAGUUCCAGAUCAUUGUGACGGAUGCCAACUCCUUUAAUUCUACUAGGGGAACCGUUAUGGGUGGCGAUGCGGUUGGUAAGAAACGGAAGCCUGCUUUGAAAAGAUCUCAAUCUGAAAUCGUUUCAACGACCUCCGCAAGCAGUUCCAGGGGCAAAACAAAGAGACAGAAAUUAUCACAGGUGCAUAACUUUUCGUUAGACCUCAAUUCAAGAUACCCGGAUUCGCAAUAA
Messenger RNA from Lachancea thermotolerans CBS 6340, 1413 nucleotides. RefSeq names its product Ndd1p (gene NDD1). NCBI's taxonomy places the organism in Eukaryota, Fungi, Ascomycota, Saccharomycetes, Saccharomycetales, Saccharomycetaceae. The record is from RefSeq and is a predicted model, not a curated record. Bases 1 to 1413 code for a protein of 470 amino acids. The transcript has a single exon.